Molecule: messenger RNA, 972 nt
Organism: Danaus chrysippus (African queen)
Lineage: Eukaryota; Metazoa; Arthropoda; Insecta; Lepidoptera; Nymphalidae
Source: the annotation of a GenBank genome assembly
UUGCCACUUAAUCAAAAUAACAUAACUCCAUAUCUGGCUAAUAAUUUCGGUUUAAAUAAUUUGGCGGCUACAUCAGGGAUUAGCACCGUAAAUCCUUCAUUUACGAGUACACCAAAUGGCUAUGGCAAUUUCAUAUCAAAUAAUAUUGCCAAUGCCAACAGUAUUGCAAAUAACGAGGCAUUAUUUAAUGCAAAUUUUGUGACAAAUAAUUUCGCACAGAGAAAUGAUAUUGCCAACGAAAUAGUUGGAAACAGGAAUGCCAUUAGUAAUGCCAAUGCUUUUUAUGCCAAUGAGGCUUUAAUUGGCAAUUCUAUUUUACCGAAAUUGAAUCUUUUACCCAAUAACGUGAUAGAAACUCAAUCGAAUGCGAUUCAAAGCGAAUUAUUAAAUAAUAUGCAAUUUACGCCUAUAAUUUCGGAUUUUGUGCCGUCAUUGCAAUACGGGGAUAUAACUAUGACAGGUGACUUACCAAUUGGCGGUAUGAUUAAGGUGUGCGGCUGUUUCCCAGUCUACGGAAUGGUAAAUGUUGAUGGUAGCCUACCCUCAGCCGGUACAGCGAUAGUGGCGGAAUCCUUUGGCAAUCAGGUCAUAGAAAUUGUUCACAAUUGUGCCCAUCAGGAUGUAUACAGUCAAUGUCUCAACAGGGCUGCCCUUGGAGCUCCACUUGGCCAGGGUUUUGUAUCAAGAGUAGGGCUCGGCUCGUGUGUGUCUGAAGCUUAUGGGUCCCUGGGACUAACCUCACCAGUGGACUUGAUUGAGGAGCAAGGAGCGGGUUACGGUGGUAGUGGAGUGGGAGAGGUUUAUGUGAACGGAUUGUUACCUGUGGAAGGAUACUCAUCCAUCAGUGGCCAGGUCCCUGUCCUGGGUGUGGUGAGGUUUGACGGACCAGUAGCAGCCAGGGGCAGUGUCAGCAUAACAGGAGCCUGUGGCUGCGGAUGUCAACAAGUGCUACCAGCUAAUGUUGUAUGUUGA